Clarias gariepinus (North African catfish) is the source of this 396-nucleotide messenger RNA. RefSeq names its product calcitonin gene-related peptide 2. Bases 1 to 396 code for a protein of 131 amino acids. Gene Ontology annotation, cellular component: extracellular region. Lineage: Eukaryota; Metazoa; Chordata; Actinopteri; Siluriformes; Clariidae. The record is from RefSeq and is a predicted model, not a curated record. Gene Ontology annotation, molecular function: hormone activity. The transcript is spliced from 3 exons.
AUGUCUCAUCUAAAAUUGCCUGCCCUGCUUCUUCUGCUACUUGUGCUGCUACAUUGUGUGACAACGGCACCAAACAACAGGUUUUCCAUCUCUUCCACUGAGCAGGUGGAUGAAAUGCUUGACGGGAAAACAUUGAUGUCCCCAGGCUUGCUGAUGAACCCUUUCCUUCAAUUUGCAGGGUUGCGACCCAAGAGGGGAAUCAACACAGUCAACAGCCCUCAACACCACUUAGAGAAGAGAAGAUGCAACACAGCUACAUGUGUGACCCAACGGUUGGCUGACUUCCUUAUUCGCUCCAGUAACACCAUUGGCACCGUCUACAUCCCGACUAACAUUGGUGCAAACUCCUAUGGCAAGCGGGACGUGUUCCAAUCAUCAAAAUCACUGCCUCUUUAG